GUCAGUUAGACAUAACCACCUUAGCAAAUUGGACCAAAUUAUCAAUUUGCGCAUCUAAAAAGGGGACGACUGUAUAAGAAAAAUGUCGACUUAGUCGACCCGGUUGUGCUCCAGAAUAACAACAAAUAAUAAGUAUGAGAUUGGGGGCACCUAUUGUUCUUUUCUUAUUGAUCGCGUUUGUCGGCGAUUCGCUGGGUCGUAGGGGGAGGCCCAGGACCAGGACCAAAUCCAAGUUUCAAAUUGGACUUCCGAUCACUGGAAAAUACCGCGACCCCGAAUCCGACAAAUAUUACAAUAACAACAAUGGAGCGAAAAUAGUGUUGGCAUCGCAUUUCGACUAUGAAUAUGUCCUGGGUCACAAAAUAGCGUUUAUCUGCGUGGCGAGAGGAAACCCCCGGCCCCAUAUCACGUGGUACAAGGACGGAAGCGAAAUCUUUACCCACUUAUAUUUACACAUUCACGAAUGGCAAAUAGGAAGAGAUAAAAUAAAGAGCAAAUUAGAGAUCGAUCCGGCAACGCAAAUGGACGCGGGUCUAUACGAGUGCACGGCGGACAAUAUGUAUUCGAUCGAUAGGCGAUCCUUCAAAACUGAUUUCAGCAUUGCCUUUGAUUAGUUAAUUAACUGAUUAACAGCAUCGAAAAGUAAUCGCAAAUUAUACUUUUGAGUUAUAAUAAAUAUCGUUCAACUUUUUACGUUCCAAUAAAAUUUUCAUCUAAAAAAUAGAUCA
This is a messenger RNA of Cylas formicarius (sweet potato weevil), 728 nucleotides long. RefSeq names its product immunoglobulin domain-containing protein oig-4. The coding region runs from base 135 to 614 and encodes 159 amino acids. Gene Ontology annotation, biological process: cell-cell adhesion. Lineage: Eukaryota; Metazoa; Arthropoda; Insecta; Coleoptera; Brentidae. The transcript has 4 exons. The record is from RefSeq and is a predicted model, not a curated record. Gene Ontology annotation, cellular component: cell-cell junction. Gene Ontology annotation, molecular function: cell adhesion molecule binding.